Molecule: messenger RNA, 5714 nt
Organism: Bubalus bubalis (water buffalo)
Lineage: Eukaryota; Metazoa; Chordata; Mammalia; Artiodactyla; Bovidae
Gene: UMPS
Product: uridine monophosphate synthetase
Exons: 6
Coding region: 84-1484 (466 amino acids)
Biological process (GO): 'de novo' UMP biosynthetic process; 'de novo' pyrimidine nucleobase biosynthetic process
Molecular function (GO): orotidine-5'-phosphate decarboxylase activity; orotate phosphoribosyltransferase activity
Source: RefSeq, a predicted model, not a curated record
GAGGCGGGACUUCUCAGGUGGCGUCAUCGGGCGCCGCGGCAAGCUGAGGUUUGGAGUUUGGAGUGAACUGGGAGAGCGGGACCAUGGCGGCGGCUGAUGCCCUUUUGGGGUCAUUGGUAACGGGUCUGUACGACGUGCAGGCUUUUAAGUUUGGGAACUUCGUGCUGAAGAGUCGGCUCUCUUCCCCCGUGUACAUCGAUCUGCGGGGUAUCGUGUCUCGACCGAGUAUUCUGAAUCAGGUUGCAGAAAUGUUAUUUCAAACUGCCCAAAAUGCAGAGAUCAAGUUUGACACUGUGUGUGGAGUACCUUAUACAGCUUUACCAUUGGCUGCGGUUGUCUGUUCAACCCACCAAAUUCCAAUGCUUGUCAGAAGGAAGGAGAAAAAGGAUUAUGGUACUAAACAGCUUAUAGAAGGGGUUGUUAAUCCAGGAGACACCUGCUUGAUCAUUGAAGAUGUUGUCAGCAGCGGAUCUAGUGUUUGGGAAACUGCUGAGGUUCUUCAGAAAGAAGGCUUGAAGGUCACCGACGCCGUAGUGCUGGUGGACAGAGAGCAGGGGGGCAAGGACAAUCUGCAGGCCCGUGGGAUUCGUCUCCACUCAGUGUGCACCUUGUCCACAAUACUGCAUAUUCUUGAGCAGCAGAAGAAAAUCAGUGCUGAGAUGGUGGAGAGAGUGAAGAGAUUUAUUCAGGAGAAUGUUCUUGUGGUAGCUAAUCCUAAUGAUUCUCUCCCUUCUGUGAAGAAAGAACCCAAAGAACUAAGUUUUGGUGCACGUGCAGAGCUGCCUGGGACCCACCCAGUUGCAGCGAAGCUGCUCAGGCUUAUGCAAAAGAAGGAGACCAAUCUGUGUCUGUCUGCUGAUGUUUCAGAGUCCAGAGAGCUGCUGCAGCUAGCAGAUGCUUUGGGAUCCAGAAUCUGCUUGCUUAAGAUUCACGUAGAUAUUUUGAAUGAUUUUACUCUGGAUGUGAUGAAGGAGUUAACCACUCUGGCAAAACGCCAUGAGUUUCUAAUUUUUGAAGACCGGAAAUUUGCAGAUAUAGGAAACACAGUAAAAAAGCAGUAUGAAGGUGGGGUCUUUAAAAUAGCUUCCUGGGCAGAUCUUGUAAAUGCUCACGCCGUGCCCGGCUCAGGAGUUGUGAAAGGCCUGGAAGAAGUCGGCCUGCCGCUGCACCGGGCAUGCCUCCUUGUUGCAGAAAUGAGCUCUGCUGGCACCUUGGCUACUGGGAGCUACACUGAGGCAGCAGUGAAAAUGGCUGAAGAACAUUCUAAAUUUGUGAUUGGUUUUAUUUCUGGCUCCCAAGUAAGCAUGAAACCAGAAUUUCUUCACUUGACUCCAGGAGUUCAGUUAGAAGCAGGAGGUCAGGAAGAUUCCCCUGGAGAAGGAAAUGUUCACCUGCACCAGUAUUCUUGCCUGGGAAAUCCCAUGGACAGAGGAGCCUGGAGGACUGCAGUCCAUCCAGUGGCAGAAGAGGUAGAUACAACUUAGCAACUAAAUAAGAAAGUACUUGACAAUUUUUAUUUUAAACCCUAUAUUUGUGCUAAACAUUUUAUGAGUUGGUUGGAUUUGGAUUCCUAGCCCUUACAGUAUCUUUAGACAAAUCACUUCCCUUGUUUCGGUCUCAUUUUCUUGAUCUGUAAAAUGUGAAUAACAACUCUGAACCUCAGAGUUGUUGAGAGGCUUAAAAGAUAAUGUGUGCAAAGCACUUAGCACAAUGUCUUGGCAUAGAGUACUCGGCUUGUUAAUUAGUAAUAUUUAUUGGAAGCUGCCAUAGUUUUUCAAGUAGAUAGUACAGUUAGGAUCUGGGAUUUUUAAAGCAUCUUGGAUUUGAAAGAUAAUGAUAUGCCACUUAUCAGAAGUCUUCUGGAACAGCAGAAUUUAAAAGGAAGGGAAAAAUGGGGUUCAAGAUGGCAACAUAGGCUAAUCCUGAGCCAGCCUUCUCCCAGAUACGCUGAGUCUGUAACUACCUGUGUAACAGUUUCCUCUGGAUAAAACCUAAGAGCUGGCUGAGCACAGUACAGCAAGCAAACGAGAAAAACCAUCUUGAUAUUGGGUCUUCGCCCCUGGUAUGGAGACCCAGAUGCAAAGUGAAGCUCAAAACCCAGAGCUUUUUCUGAGGAGCAAAGGGUUUGAACUCCACAUCAGGCAUCCCAACUUUUUAAAAACUUGAACCUGAGAGAUGAGCCCCAAAAACAUCUAGCUCUGAAACACCAUUGGGCUCAUGUUCACAAGACUCACAAGACUAGUGAUCUGAGACUCACCUGGCUCAGGGCCCAACUCAGAGGCAGCCCAUCCUCAGACUUGAAGUAAAGGCUCAUUGCUAAUGUUUAAGAGUUGAUCUAAGGGGUAGGCAUCUAAUUUAACACAUACGUUGAAGAGCUUGUGGGAAUUUCCUCCAGGGAUGGAGACCAGUGGGCACCAUCUUCACACUUUCCCUUUGCUGAACUGCUGAACAAGGAGCGUUUACAAUGUCCCCUGAUAUUUGCAGCUGCUGCCCAAGGAACACCCCUUGAUUACUGGGCUCUGAAGGUCAGGAGAGCUUAUGUUUGGUCCCAUGAUAAUAAGAGCUGUAGAGACAGUACUUGGCAUCCCCCAACACUGCACAGAUAGCACCCACAAAGAGGGUGUGUGAAAGAGGCCUGUGGGGCAGAUACCUAGUGGCCCCGUGGAAGUCCUCUCAGGGAAAAGAGGCUGUGGACACAAUCAUUGUGCUGUCUCUCUCCACAUUCCAGCUCACUGUUAUCUCCCAAAAAGGAACUUACAUCCCUGAUUGGGACCCUGGUUUUUACAGCUUCCAUUGAGGGAUAUAUUUGCAUAGGCUGUUUCUUGUGACCAGUGAGGGUUACACUUGAGGUUUCACUGAACUAUCAUCAACAGAGAGGGAGUUCUUAAAUAGCCACCACCCCCAGGGCACAGCAGGAGCAGCAGACCCAGGAGCUCAGCCUUUUCAGGAGAGCAUAGUCUGGUGGGCGCCAUCGUUGUGCUCCGCUUGUGCGUCAUUGCCGCUGUUAUCACCUAGUAAAGAACGUAUCUGGGGGCCAGCAGGACGUAAUGCUUGCAGUCCUGCAGGACUAUGUAUUUGCAAACUUCAAAAGAUUUUGCCAGGGGUGGAGACAAAGUGGUCAAGUAGAAGGAGUUAAGCUCACCUCUCAUGAAAACACCAGAAUCACAACUGCUGAACAGCCGUCAACAACAAAGACAUGAACCUACCAAAAAAGAUAUUCUACACCUGACGAUAAAGAAGGAGCCACAAAUAGAUGGUAGGAGGGGGUGCUUAUACCUUAUAAUUAAAUCUCAUACCUGCCAGGUGGGUGACCCACAGAUUGAAAAAGAAUUAUAUUGCAGAGGUUUUCCCAUAGGAGUGAGUUCUGAGCCCCACAUGAGGCUCCCCAGCCUCCUUUUCCUGACGCUAGACAAGGAGCCCCAGAGUACUUGUCUAUGAAUGGAGGUGCAAACUGAUGCAAGAAAUGUAUUCAAGAGCUGGAGGACUUCCCUGGUGGUCCAGUGGUUUCGACUCUGAACUUCCACUGCAGGAGUCAGUGGGCUUGAGUGCAGCAGCUCCAUAGGACUGGGGAAACAGAAACUCCACUCUUGGGGGGCACACACAAGGUUUCACAUGCACUUGGACCCAGAGGAAAGCAAUGUGGAGGGUCCCUGGGAGAAGGUGCAGGUUGGCUGUGGCUCACUGUGGGGGCAAGUUAACUGGUGGCCGAGUUUCCAGGAAGUAUUCAUCAGUGUGAGCUCUCCCAGAGGUCACCAUUUUGGCAAGGCCUGGCCCCAAAAACAGCCUGUAGGCUCCAGUGCUGGGACACCUCAGGCCAAGCAACCUGCAGGGUAGAGACACAGACUCAGCCCUAAGCAAACAGGCUGCCUAAAGUCCUCCUGACUCCACAGCUGCCUGUAAACGUACUUCUCGAGAUAGCCUUGCUCACCAGACAUAAGACCCAGCUCCACCCACCAGUGGUCAGGCACCCAUCCCUCCCACGAGAAAAUCUGCACGACCCCUGGAGCAACCUCACCUACCACAGUAUGGACACCAGAAGCAAGAGCUACAGUCCUGCAGUCUGAAGAAAACAGACCGCAAACACAGAAAAUCAGACAAAAUCAGAUGGCUAAGAAAUACAUUCCAGACGAAGGAACAAAACCUAAGAACAACAACUGAGUGAAGAUAGGCAGUCUACUAGAAAAAGAAUUCAGAGUAAUGGUAUCAAAGUAAAGAUGAUCCAAUACCUCAAAAAGAAUGGAGGCACAAACUGAUACAAGACAUGUUUAUUAAAGAGCUAGGAGACUUCCCUCGUGGUCCAGUGAUUUAGAUUCUGUGCUUCCAGUGCAGGGGUCAUGGGUUCGAUCCCUGGUUGGGGAAUUAAGAUGCAUGGUAUAGCCAAAAAGAAAAAAAAAAAAGAAGCUUUUGAGAACAAACAGAUGAAAAAUACAUAGAAAUCAGUAGCAGAUAAAUGAGGCAGUAGAACAGAUGAACAAACUGAAAAACAAGUUAGUGGAAAUCAUUUCUGUGGAAGAGAAGAAAGAAAAAUGAAAAGAUAUGAGGACAGAGACCUCUGGAACAACAUGAAAUGCACCAACAUUCACAUUAUAGUGGUCCCAGAGGGAGAAAGAGAAAGGACCUUAGAAAACGUUUUAAGAGAGAAUAUCCAAAAACUUUCCCCAAAAGAGAAAGGAGAUACUCAAGUCCAGGAAGCACUGAGUCCCAUACAGGAUAAACCCAAGGAGGAACACACUGAGAGGCAUUAAUCAAACUAAGAGAAAAUAUUAAAAGCAACAAAUAGCAUAAAAGGGAAUCCCCAUAAGGUUAUCAACUGAUUUUUCAGCAGAAGUUCUGCAGGCCAGAAGGGAGUGGUAUGAUACAUUUAAAAUGAUGAAGGAUUAAAAACCUACAACCAAGAAUACUCUACACAGAAAGGCACUUAUUCACAUUAGAGAAAUCAAAAGCUUUACAGUAUUUAGCACCAUCAAAACCGCUUUACAAAAAAUGCUAAAGGAAAAAAAAAAAUGCUAAAGGAACUUCUCUAGAUGGAAAAGAAAAGGCCCCAGGUAGAAACAAGAAUAUUAUGAGUGGGAAAACUCACCAAUAAAGGCAUACAUAAAGAUAGGAAAUCAUCCACAUACAAAUCUGAUAUCAAAACCAGAAAUCAUGAAAAGAGUACAAAUGUAAGAUAUUAGAAAUGCAUUUGAAAUUGAGGCUAACAACUUAAAACAAUUUUGUGUGUGUAUGUGUAGAGAGAGAGAGAGAGCGCGAGCGAGCUAUAUAAAACCUCAUGUUAAUGGCAAACCGAAAAUCUACAGUAGUACACACACAAAAAAAGGAAUCCAAACACAACACUAAAGAUAGUCAUCAAAUCACAAGAGAACAAGAGAAGGUCUAUGAACAAAAACAAAUCCAAAGCAAUUAACAAAAUGGCAGUAUGAACAUACAUAUCAAUAAUUAAAGUGUAAUGGAUUAAAUGCUCCAACCAGAAAACAGACUGCUUGAAUGGAUACAAAAGAAAAUAGAAGUUACCACAGACACCACAGAAAUUCAAAGGCUCAUGAGAGACUACUACAAGCAAUUAUACGCCAAUGAAAUGGACACUCUAGAAGAAAUGGACAAAUUUUUAGAAAGAUACAAGCCCCCAGGACGGAACAAGUAAGAAAUAGAAAAUAUGAAAGACCAAUCACAAGUACUAAAAUUAAAACUGAGUAAAAAAAAACUCCCAACAAAAA